UGGCUAACGACUAGAUUCGAGCUAUGGCUGUUUUGGUGUCUCUUCUCUCUUCCCCCUUCUGUUGGUUCUACAAGCUAGUGAACCUUAAUUCCUGGCCUCGGAAGCUGAUGCUUGUCUUCCGGUGUAGAAUUGUCAGCAUUUUGGCCAAAACUCGACGCAUCUACAGGUCCAACUUACUCAACAUUCAACGACUCUCUUUUUCGGACUGUUUUUCGCGUUAUCAUACCUGCCUGAUAUGGCAGAGGCUUCAGAAGCAUGGCACGCAGUCAAGCCAACAGGGCUUGCUGCAGCUCUUCUCGCUACCACCAUCAUAUUCACGCCGAUGAUUAUCGGUGUUGUAGGGUUGAGAAUCUGGGUGAGGGUGACGCAUCACUGCUUUGGACUCGAGGAUUGGCUCAUGUGCAUCGGCGCGACUCUCAACUUGGUUCACAAUGGAGUCGUCAUCUGGGGCAGUUUUACCGGCAUUGGGACGCGUGACUCUAAGCUCAACACCGCGAUGAUAAUGGAGGGUUUCAAGGCCGUCACAUUUUGGCAGAUCUUCUAUAUCAGCAACUCUUUGUUCAUCAAGAUAUCCAUCUGCGCUCAGCUCCUGCGUGUUACGGAUAACAAGAGAAUUAAAGUGUUUCUCUGGGGCUUGAUAGCUCUGACAGUCCUCAUUACAUUGGUAGCAGGAAUUAUUGGUCUAGUGAGGUGCAGACCUCUGAGCGCAUCAUGGGAUCCAAGCACGGGAACAUGUAUGGAUCAAGGGAUACUCUCAGUACUGACAUACGUCGUGUCGGGGAUCAAUAUCGUGGUGGACUGGUCUGUCGCUAUACUGCCAGUGAUCAUUCUGUGGAAUGUUCAGAUGCACAGGACUUUGAAGAUCAUGGCGAACGUGGUUAUGGGCAUUGGCGCAUUGGCAUCAGUGGCAACUAUUAUUCGCCUUCCAUACUCCCCUGCAUACUCUCAACCUUCGAACCAACUCCACGGCAUUGGCAACAUCAUCCUUUGGACGAUUGUGGAGUGCAGUCUCGGCAUCAUCGCCGGAUCAAUGCCCAUGCUCCGAAAGCUCUUCAAAGCGUUGCGGAAAGACGACAGCUCAUACGCCAGAGGGACCGACGAUAUCAACCUCGUCACAAUUGGCCAGGUUCGUGGGAAGCAUCAUCCGAUUUAUGACGGGGAUGUCAGAGCAACUGUUGCUGCAGGUGAAGAUCGAGAGAGCGAUAGAGAUGACGAGAGCACGAGGCAGAUAAUCAGGGUCACAAAAGAGUUCGAGCAGGUAUCAGUCAUAGAGAAGCCUCCGUCUCGACAUUAGUUACCGAAAUCUCGACGAUACAAAAACAUAUAGAAUAACAUACACUUGCAUAUACGUACAUCAUGCCAUCAUGGACAGGCUCAACUGUUCUUCAAGACUCAAGUCAUAGGCGUGUAGCCCGUAUCACAAUCUCUUCACUUGACAUUCUUCAUCACAGACUUGAUCGUCGGCUCAGCCUGUGCUCCCAUUUUACUACCCUUGGCUUUCGUCGUCGUCGCGGGUUUCUUCUGGCCCUGCUUUGCCUUAAGUUGAGCUUGACCCUUUUCCACUACCGCCACUUUCCGUUUCUGUUUUUUCUUCUUCUUAUUCUUUAUGCUGUUUUUCAUGCUGCUCUCCACGUUUUGCUUCUUACUUAGUACCGCUGUUUUGACCAACUGCUGUUUAUUGCUAGAAGUGCCAGAUUUCAAUGAUUUCUUAGUAGUCGGGCUCUUCACUUGGUCAACUAUCGUACUGGGCAGUUUCUUCUUCUUGGUUUGCUUAGUCUUCUGUUGUCCGACUUUCGUUAUCUUGCUCUUUGUGUCGGCCACUGACUUGAUGGCAGGUCCUAGAGUUUCUGGUCUUUUUGAAGUCAGUGAUAAUGUUGAGCUGACGGCCUCUCCUGGCGGCUGUUGAAUGAUUAGUACGACAGUGCUAGAGUCGCGUCUGCCUCACAGCCCAUUAAUAUUACCUGUGUACUAGAUUUAACUGUCUUAGUUUGGCGCCAUCGGAACUCGAUAUCCGGAAUUCCAAAUAUCUUUAUCCAAAACCACGAGAUAUCGCAUGGCCAUAGCUGAUAGAUAAAGUCGGUAGCUAUCUCGACGGCCGGGUGAGCCGUGUGAAUUCUUCCCACGGGCCUGUUACCCAUCUUACCCUUGAUGAUAGGCUCUUCGUAUAGUUGGUAGAAGGUUUGCCCCGAAGGGUGAAAGAACAGGGGCGGAGGAUGAGAAAGUACAGUCACUAGAUCACCUUGAGAGAUAAACCAUGCGAAAAUGAUGGAAGCGCCGUGGAUGAACCUUGGACGGGCUUGUGUCUGAGGACUUGGAUCACCAUGAUACAACAGUGGACCGAGUGCAGUCGUCAAUGUUUGCAGCCCAUGAGCAUCGGCCCAUUGCUGGGCCUGUUCACGAAGCAUGCCACUCCAAAGCACCUGGCGGUUGGGGAUGCAGGCAUUUUGAAACCUUGAUAAGAUCUUUUCGGCCUCGUCAUCAAUGAGCCACUGGCGGAUGAGCUGUCGGAUUGCAUCAGGUGGCUGAUUUGUGCUGAAACUCACUCCAGGCAU
Molecule: messenger RNA, 2552 nt
Organism: Fusarium verticillioides 7600
Lineage: Eukaryota; Fungi; Ascomycota; Sordariomycetes; Hypocreales; Nectriaceae
Exons: 5
Coding region: 236-1294 (352 amino acids)
Source: RefSeq, a predicted model, not a curated record